Molecule: messenger RNA, 1475 nt
Organism: Carya illinoinensis
Lineage: Eukaryota; Viridiplantae; Streptophyta; Magnoliopsida; Fagales; Juglandaceae
Product: lipid phosphate phosphatase 2-like
Exons: 8
Coding region: 288-1265 (325 amino acids)
Biological process (GO): phospholipid metabolic process
Molecular function (GO): phosphatidate phosphatase activity
Source: RefSeq, a predicted model, not a curated record
UAACGCCUCUCAAUGUAUUGAAAAAACCGCGUCUUUUCUUUCUCCUUCUGCUUAAUUAGUCCUUCUUCUCCUUCUUCUUCUUCCUCCUCUUUUGGGUAUCUCCUUUGUUCCGUGCUGUAAUGUGAGAGCCAAAUACAUAUUUCCCUUUUAUAACUCUCAGAAUCUCGCAUUUACUCACCAUUCCCCUCAGUUUCUCUCCGCAAGACAAUCUGCACAUACUCUCUCUUGAUCUCUGAAAACGCCCCCACUCUCCCUUUCAUUUUCCUGUAUUUUCAGAUCAGUGAAAAAUGCCAGAAGUUCAAUUGGUCGCUCACACUAUAAGAUCACAUGGUGUUGCAGUGGCAAGACUACAUGUGCAUGAUUGGCUAAUUCUUGUGCUUCUUGUGGUGGUAGACCUCAUUUUAAACUUUAUAGAACCAUUUCAUCGCUUUGUCGGAGAGGGAAUGAUGGUCGACCUCAAAUACCCAUUGAAAGGCAAUACUGUUCCCUUUUGGGCUGUUCCAAUUAUCGGGAUAUUGUUGCCUUUUAUUGUCAUUUUAAUCUACUACUUCAUCAGAAGGGAUGUUUACGAUCUGCAUCAAGCUGUAUUGGGUCUUCUAUAUUCUGUAGGUGUAACUGCAGUUAUAACCGAUGCAAUCAAAGAUGGAGUUGGUCGUCCACGUCCAGACUUCUUUUGGCGCUGUUUCCCUGAUGGCAAAGGGGUCUUUGAUCCUGUCACAAGGAAAGUUCUGUGUACUGGAAUUAAGAGUGUCAUUAAGGAAGGACACAAAAGUUUCCCAAGUGGGCAUACAUCUUGGUCCUUCGCAGGUCUUGGCUUUCUUGCUUGGUAUUUGUCAGGGAAAAUCAGGGCAUUUGAUCAUAGGGGCCAUGUCGCAAAACUUUGUAUUGCUUUCCUGCCAAUACUGCUUGCAGCUCUAGUGGGGGUUUCUCGAGUUGAUGACUAUUGGCAUCACUGGCAAGAUGUAUUUGCUGGAGGUCUUCUAGGGAUGACAAUUGCUUCAUUUUGUUAUUUGCAAUUCUUUCCACCCCCAUAUGACGUAGAUGGUUGGGGACCUCAUGCGUAUUUCCAGACAUUAAGAGAGUCUCAAAAUGGGAUUCAGUCCUCGACAACAAAUGUGAAUAGUCUUAACGUGCUGCAAUCAGAACUUACAAGUGCAUGCAUGCGACCUCAGCACGGCCUUGGAAUAUCAGAAAUUGGUACCGGGGACUCAAGCCCUAUGCUGGAUGCGUUAGAAAAUGGGAGAAGAAUUGAGAUCCUGAAUUAAAAAGGCUUGGACCGCAAAGAACUCGACAUACAGAAGUAAAUACUGUUUUCGUCUUUCUCAUUUUCAUGUACAGAUGAUUGAUUGCUUGCAAAAUUUUCAUCGAAAUGAUGCUUGAGAGAGAAGUUUGUAUGAAUGUUUUAUGUUUAUGUAGGAAUGUAAAGUUUUUGUUUUUUAUACACAAGAACCAAUGUGAAAUUAUCUUUGCUUUAA